CUAUAUAUCUAGUGGUACACCGAAAAAGCUGCCCUUGCUAUCGCUAGAGCUGUAGGUCGAACUGACUAUCACGUUUAAUCAAAUUUUUCAUUUCUUGUUGUUUUCGCGAAUACAGGGCACAGCUCAAAAAAUGUCGAGUACGUUUUCGUUCUUCAAGGCUGCCUCUAGGUUUGCGAAAAAUCACAAGUUUUUUUUUACUAGUUUUGGUGUUUUGGCUGGUGGUGGAAGUUCUCUAAUUUAUGCCUUGGAGCAAUCAAUACAUGCCUCACACGAUGCAGCUCAUGCUGCCUCACAACCAUGGAACCAUAAUGGUUGGUUCAGUACCCUAGAUCAUGCAAGUGUUCGUCGUGGUUGGGAAGUCUACAAGAAUGUAUGUGCAGCUUGUCACAGUGUUGAAUAUUUGGCCUACCGGGAAAUGGUAGAUGUUUGUAUGACUGAAGCUGAAGCUAAGGCGGAGGCUGCCGAACAAAUGAUUGAAGAUGGUCCUGACGAAACAGGCGCCAUGUACAAGAGACCUGGUAAACUUUCGGAUUUACUUCCUAAACCAUACCCUAAUGAAGAAGCAGCUCGGUAUGCCAACAAUGGUGCUUAUCCUCCAGAUUUGACUUACAUUACUCAGGCUAGAAUUGACGGAGAAAAUUACAUCUUUGCAUUACUGACUGGUUAUAUGGAUCCACCAGCAGGUGUUCAAAUACAAGAAGGUCAACAUUAUAAUCCCUAUUUUCCGGGUGGAGCAAUUGGAAUGGCUCAAGCUUUAUAUGAUGAGAUUAUUGAGUACGGUGAUGGAACACCAGCUACACAAAGUCAGUGUGCUAAGGAUGUGGUAACUUUCUUGAAAUGGUGCGCAGAGCCAGAACACGACACUAGGAAACUAUUUGCAAUGAAAGCAUUUUCAAUAUUGGGAGUGCUCAAUUUGGUUGCCUGGUAUUUGCACAGACAUUAUUGGUCUGUCAUGAAGACACGUAAAAUAUUAAGUAGAAAAUAAUACUUUCACUUGGUUUAGCAAAUUACAAAAGUGAUGUGUAUUUAUCAGUCAUUCAUUCUAAGUAAUUGGUAUCCAACUAAUUUCAUAAAAAAUGUAAUUUAGCGUGAAAAAACAAACUAGCCACGUUAUUUGUAACAUAUUGUCGGUUAAAUUUAAUUUAUACUAUAUACAUGUUGUCAAAUCCCAAAAAUAUCAUAUUUUUAAAUUUAUCAAUUAAAUUAUUUUGCCUGUUUUAAAUGUAUAUAUUAUUUUAUAUGUCAAAUGUAUGCAAAUUAUAAUCACUUUUAUAUAAGAAUCCUUUUAAAAAAAAAAACUGUAAA
Adelges cooleyi (spruce gall adelgid) is the source of this 1305-nucleotide messenger RNA. Its product is annotated as cytochrome c1, heme protein, mitochondrial-like. Gene Ontology annotation, molecular function: heme binding; electron transfer activity. The coding region runs from base 131 to 985 and encodes 284 amino acids. The record is from RefSeq and is a predicted model, not a curated record. The transcript has 7 exons. Gene Ontology annotation, biological process: mitochondrial electron transport, ubiquinol to cytochrome c. NCBI's taxonomy places the organism in Eukaryota, Metazoa, Arthropoda, Insecta, Hemiptera, Adelgidae.